UCUAACUUUUUAAUCUCCCUCUCCUUAAACCCUUCGCUAAUGCCUAACAUCCACUUUCCCCUGUUUCUUCUCCCCGUGAUCAUCUCUCUCAUCCUCUUCAACACCGCCGCAGCCGGCGGGUCUGUCCACGACCUCCUCCGGCAACACGGCCUUCCUGCCGGUCUCAUCCCGAAUGAAAUCAACUCGUACAUUCUCGAUCCCACCACAGGCCUUCUCGAGGUGCGACUCAACCGCCCCUGUUACACAAAGUACGACGGCCCAGCGUUUUUUGACAGAGUGGUGCGCGGCAAUCUCAGCUACGGCGCUCUGCGCGGCGUGGAGGGUCUGAAGCAAGAAGAGCUAUUCUUAUGGCUUCCCGUGCGGGGGAUCCUUGUCACCGAUCCCUCCUCAGGCGUCAUUCUCUUUGAUAUCGGAGUCGCACAUAAGCGACUUUCGCUUUCUUUGUUUGAGGUUCCGCCGGAAUGCUUGCCGGAGGGAGACGGGGUGGGUGGGCGGUCUGUAGUAUCUGAGGGUGAGGAAGAUAAAAAGUUGAGAUUUUGGAAUUAGUUUCCAACGGCUCGUUUAAUGAUUCCCUGCUUCCGUUUCCUAUGUAAUUUGGCAUUUACUGCGCAACAUUCCUUUGCGCCUGAGAUUAUUAUUAUUUUAAUUA
This is a messenger RNA of Dendrobium catenatum, 649 nucleotides long. RefSeq lists its product as uncharacterized. The record is from RefSeq and is a predicted model, not a curated record. The coding region runs from base 40 to 546 and encodes 168 amino acids. The transcript has a single exon. Lineage: Eukaryota; Viridiplantae; Streptophyta; Magnoliopsida; Asparagales; Orchidaceae.